This is a messenger RNA of Aspergillus mulundensis, 2454 nucleotides long. RefSeq names its product deadenylation-dependent mRNA-decapping factor PAT1. Gene Ontology annotation, biological process: P-body assembly; deadenylation-dependent decapping of nuclear-transcribed mRNA. Gene Ontology annotation, cellular component: P-body. The transcript is spliced from 3 exons. Bases 1 to 2454 code for a protein of 817 amino acids. Gene Ontology annotation, molecular function: RNA binding. NCBI's taxonomy places the organism in Eukaryota, Fungi, Ascomycota, Eurotiomycetes, Eurotiales, Aspergillaceae. The record is from RefSeq and is a predicted model, not a curated record.
AUGUCGUUCUUCGGCUUCGACACCACCCUUCCUAGGGACCGAGCUCCCCAGGGCGGCCAGAGGGGUAUUUUCGACACUCCCGAUCCCUUCGCUGAGGUUGCUCGCGCCCAAGCAGCGGCGCUCCAUGACGACGAUGCCGACGUACUCAAUUUCGAAGAUACCUACGAUGGCUUAGGGGAUCAGCUGGACGAUGAUCAGGAUGCCUUCAACCAGGACACCUUCGGCGACGUGCAGGCAGCUCCUGUCGGCAAGGACUUUGACUUCUUCGGAAAGACAGCGCAAGUGUCCGAGGUCAUCGGAGAAGAGCAAGUUCGCUACAACCUCCAGAAUCCUCAAGCGCCCGUCACUCGCGUUACAGAGACCCAAACUACCACCACCACCACGUUACAACAGCCCAAGCGAACAGGAUAUGAAAAGUACUCGGAUCCCGGUUACAUUCCGGAUCUCCAGGCCAAGUCCAGUGUCUGGGGCUUGCCGAGUAAACCGGAACCGGCGCCUCAGGUCUCACAGGCGAAGAAGAUGAUGAGUUUGGAGGAGGUCGAAGCGCAAAUCCGGGGCCAAGGUGUCCCCCCGCCGGGACUCGGCGGACCCCAGCUAUCUCUGCCGCAACAGAUCUCUGAACCUCUCCCUCCCCAGAGACCACCUGGCCUCCCAGAGGGUUUCCCGCAGAUGCCGCCCGAAUACCUGCAAGCCCAGUUCGGACGUGGUGUGCCGCCGCAUCUAUUGCAUCCCCAGACGAUGGCUCCAGAGCCGUUCCCCCAUCCAGCCCAUGCUCCCAACAUUCCUCUGCAUCUUCUCCAGAAUCCUAUCCCGAACCCUAACGGUCCGCCUCCACAUAUCCAGCCCCUCCAACACCAAGCAAUGCCACCGCGCGACCAGCCGCCGCAGCGUCUUCCCCAGCAGUACCCUCAGCAGCACGCCCGCGGACCUAGUGCGCAGUUGCCGCUAAUCACCAACCCACAGCAAUUGAUGAAUCUUACGGAAGAGCAGCGCGUAGCGUACUUGAUGGAGGACGCUAAGCGUGCUAAGCGGAACCAUAAGAUUUUCCUUCUAUCGAAGGGUAACGGAUUGAUGACUCCCCAAGACAAGAACUUCAUCACACGUAUCCAGCUACAGCAGCUGGUGGCUCAAGCUGGGAAUAUGGCGGAUACCGAUUCCGACGCUGUCUUGGCAGAGGAUUUCUACUAUCAAGUCUACAGCCAAAUUCGGGGCGCACCCCGGCAACACCCCCAUCAGCCCCUUGGUCACUUCGCGCAGACUUACCUACUCCAGACCGGUAAUCGCGUCGGUGGCCAUUCUCGGAAGCACGGCCAGAGCGCGGAUAACCACAUGCAGCGCAUGCAGCAACAGGUGCAACGUGCGGUAGAGGCUGCCAAAGCGAAGCCCAAGAACAAGCAGCUCAUCAUCGAGGGUAGUCUAGGAAAGAUCUCAUUCGGAAAUGCCAAGGCCCCCAAGCCCUCACUCAACAUCAAACGCCCUGAGAGCUCUGAAGGCGGCAAGGCCACGAAGAAGUUACCGACAGAUCUAAGCCCGAGUGACCGCAAAUCUAUUCUAGCGAACAUUGAGAAUGUCUACAACACGUUGAUGGAGAUGGAGGACAUUGCGCGUACGAUGCCUCCGCCGCCUAACGAGGACGAUGCCGAAGCGAUUCAGGCACAUAUGGAGAGGCGCCAGAAAUUGAGCGGGUUGAAUCAGAAGCUGUGGCAGGAACUCAAGGUUAUGGAGGCCAUUGUACCCAACUCCAACACCCCCCAUCCGUUCAUUGCCUUCCUGUCUUAUCCCAAGGGCAAGAAAGCUAUUGAGCGCAUAUUCCGCCAUAUCGACCCGGAACAACGGAUUACCAUUCUAACCAUGAUUGUUGUUAACCUGGAUAACCUGGACGUUGUCCGCCGAGCGCUUCCUGCACCCGGUGAGACUCAGCCGCCUUUGGCCAUUAGGGAAGCCAUCGAUCUGUUCUCUCAGGCCGUAAUGCCAUGUCUCCUGGGCUACGUCAACGAGGCCCCGUUCAACAUCAUCAUUGGCCUUUUGGGCCUGGUGCUCACCCAUACUCACGUGCAGUUUGUUGCUCGGACGCGGAUUGGCUUAGGAAUCUUGACUAUGCUUCUGAGCAGAGCAGAAAUCGUCAAGGAAGCCGGACAGGCCAGCGAACAAGACUGGCAACAGUGGGUUGAGAAGUUCAACAUCCUGUUCGACACCCUCGAGCCUACAUUUGCCGAGAUCUUCCCCCACUCCAUCAAUGCUGGUGAUGACAUGUACGUUUGGCAGUUCUUGGCCGCCAUCGGAAUUGGAGCAAGCCCAGAACAGCAGCAGCGCUUGGUUAUCGCCGUCAAGGAUCGUGUUAUGGAAACCGUCACGCACAGCAAGACGCUUCCGGCCGAUAUGGCCAGCCAGCGACUUGGAAACGUCAACCUGUUCAUGCGAGCCAUCGGGUUGGACGUUGAGCUUCUCGGUUAA